CAACCUCGAGCGACCCGAAAGACAAAACGCGAUGCUGCUCUCGUUGCUGAGCUUCGCCGCCGCCGUUGGUCUGCUCUCAGGGUUGAAAGUCACGCAGACGCCCGCCGACAUCAUCGAGAAGGCGGGCGGCUCGGCCGCCAUCUCGUGUUCUCACAGCAUACCCAACUACGACCAGAUCCUGUGGUACCGGCACCCCGGCGUGGGCAUGCAGCUCAUAGGGUACAUGUACUACAAAACCCCCACUCUGGAGACGCAGGACCAGGGCGUGACGCUGGGGGGAAACGCCGAAUCCGGCCACACGUCCAAGAUGACUUUCCCAAAGCUGCGCCUGAACAGCAGCUCCGUUUAUUAUUGCGCAGCUAGCGCCCACGCUGCCGCCGGCUGCCGCUCUUUGCCGGAUGGGUCGCGAGCGCAGAUCGGAGCAACCCGAAGGAAACCAGAAGACAUGACGUUCCUCUUGUUGCUGAGCUUCGCUGCCGGCGCUACGCCGCUUUCAGGACUGAUCGUCACGCAGACUCCCGCCGACAUCAUCGCGUCAGCGGGCCAGUCCGCCACGCUUGCGUGUUCUCACCAAAAAUCGGAAUACAACCAGUUGCUGUGGUACCGGCAGCGCGGCGCCGGCAUGGAGCUCCUCGGGUACAUUACCUACAAAAGUGCUACAAUGGAGCCUGGCGAGGACGUGAAGUUGGAGGGGGGCGCCCGGAUCGGCGAAACGUGCAGGAUGACUGUUCCCGAGCUGCACCUGAACUUCAGCGCCGUUUAUUACUGUGCAGCGAGUGCCCACGGUGCAGUGUCCGAAGCCCUCUUCGGCGGAGGGACAAAGUUAUCAGUUCUAGAACCAAACGUCGAGAUCAGCUUCCCGACGGUGACGUUGUUCCCGCCCUCGGACGGCGAGUGCACAAACCAGAAGGACCGAGAGGCCAAGAAGAAGACGCUGGUGUGCGCGGCCACCGGCUUCUACCCGGACCACGUCGAGGUGGCCUGGCUGGUGAACGGCCAGAUUCGCGAGAGGGGCGUGGCCAAGGACCCCGAGGCCCGGCGGCGAGGCCUGCAGUACGCCAUCACCAGCAGGCUGAGGGUGCCGGCGCCCGAGUGGUUGCGCGGGGGCGCCGCCUUCACCUGCGUCGUGACCUUUUUCGACGGGACGACCUACCGCAACUUCACAGAGACGAUCAGCGGCAAAGACGAUUCAUCUGAAGACCAGCUUACCCGAGAGAGCUUCUUGAGGUUGACGGAGAGCGCCAAGCUGUCGUACGGCGUCCUGAUCGCCAAGAGCUGCGUCUACGCCGUCUUCGUGGCCUUCCUGCUGUGGCGCUUCAGGGCGUCGUCGGGAAAAAGCAGCUGAGGGACGAUCGCCGGCGCCGCUUUCCUGUUUUUCCUGUUCUUAUUUACUCACUUUGUUCAAUAAAAGUAUAAUUCAAUAACAAACCC
Syngnathoides biaculeatus (alligator pipefish) is the source of this 1431-nucleotide messenger RNA. RefSeq names its product M1-specific T cell receptor beta chain. The coding region runs from base 32 to 1345 and encodes 437 amino acids. The record is from RefSeq and is a predicted model, not a curated record. Lineage: Eukaryota; Metazoa; Chordata; Actinopteri; Syngnathiformes; Syngnathidae. The transcript is spliced from 9 exons. Gene Ontology annotation, biological process: cell surface receptor signaling pathway. Gene Ontology annotation, cellular component: plasma membrane.